Mesoplodon densirostris (Blainville's beaked whale) is the source of this 1947-nucleotide messenger RNA. It is a transcript of the gene GP1BA, whose product is annotated as glycoprotein Ib platelet subunit alpha. Gene Ontology annotation, molecular function: protein binding. The record is from RefSeq and is a predicted model, not a curated record. The transcript has a single exon. The coding region runs from base 1 to 1947 and encodes 648 amino acids. Lineage: Eukaryota; Metazoa; Chordata; Mammalia; Artiodactyla; Ziphiidae.
AUGCCUCUCUUCCUCUUGCUGCUCCUGCUGCCAAGCCCUUCACACUCCCACCCCAUCUGUGGCAUCAGCAAAGUGGCCAGCGAGGUGGAAAUGAACUGUGAAAAUAAGGGGCUGAAGGCACCGCCUCCAGAUCUGCAAGCAGAAACCAACAUCCUCCGCCUGGGUGGGAACCCCCUGGGCACCUUCUCCAUGGUGUCCGUGGUGAAUCUGACUCACCUCACUCAGCUGCACCUGGAGAAGAGCCAGCUGACCAGCCUGCUGACUGACGCGACGCUGCCCCGGCUGGAGACCCUGAUUAUAUCCCACAAUACGCUGAGAAGCCUGCCCUUGUUGGGACGGGCGCUGCCAGCACUCUAUACCCUGGACGUCUCCUUCAACGAGCUGGCCUCAUUGUCUCCUGAUGCCCUGAAUGGCCUGAGCCACCUCCAUGAGCUCUACUUGCGUGGCAACGAGCUGAAGACUCUGCCCCCUGGACUCCUGCAGCCCACACCCAAGCUGAAGAAGCUCAACCUGGCUGAAAACGGGUUGAGUGAGCUGCCCCCUGGGUUCCUGGAUGGGUUGGAGGAACUUGACACCCUCUACCUCCAGCGGAACUUGCUGCGCACGAUACCAAAGGGCUUCUUUGGGGACCUCCUCCUGCCUUUUGCUUUUUUCCACGACAACACCUGGUUCUGUGACUGUGGGAUCCUCUAUUUCAGCCACUGGCUGCAGGACAAUGCCAACAAUGUGUACAUAUGGAAGGAGGGUGUGGACGCCAAGGCCAUGACCCCCAACGUGACGAGCGUGGGGUGUGUCAAUUUGCCCAACACGUUUGUCUACACCUACUCAGGAGAGGGCUGCCACACCCCUGGCGACAGGGACAGCAUAGACUACGAUGUCUACGAAGAGGAUGACAAGGUGCCUACCACAAGGGCUGCGGGCAGCUCCUCUACCCACACCAGUGCCCACACCACCCACUGGGGCCUGCUUUACUCAGUGCCACCUGCUCUGCUAGGCCCCCAAGUGUCCUCCUUGCCUCCAACUAAGGAACAGACCACGUUCCGAAUUUCUACAGGACCCAUCACAUUCUCCAAAACUCUCAAACCCACCCCAGAGCCCACAAGCCCGAGCACCCCAGAGCCCACAAGCCCAAGCACCCCAGAGCCCACAGCCCCGAGCACCCCAGAGCCCACAGCCCCGAGCACCCCAGAGCCCACAGCCCCGAGCACCCCAGAGCCCACAAGCCCGAGCACCCCAGAUCCCACAGCCCCGAGCACCCCAGAGCCCACAAGCCCGAGCACCCCAGAGCCCACAAGCCCGAGCACCCCAGAGCCCACAGCCCCGAGCACCCCAGAGCCCACAGCCCCCAGCACCCCAGAGCUCACAAGCCUGAGCACCCCAGAGCCCACAGCCCCGAGCACCCCAGAGCCCACAAGCGAGACCUCAGAACCCACCAUAUCCUUAACCUCCACAAAACCCACUUCACUUCCCACUAUCUUAGAGUCCGCCACAGCCACCAUCUCUGAAUUUGGUAACCUCCUGAAGGCCCAGGGGGUGGCUCAGUGGAAUGCGGAGAGUUCCAGAAACGACCCUUUUCUCAACUCUGACUUUUGCUGCCUCUUCCUGGGCUUCUAUAUCUUGGGUCUCCUCUGGCUCCUGUUUGCCUCUGUGGUCCUCAUCCUGCUGCUGUUCUGGGUCCAGCACGUGAAACCACAGGCCCUGGCCACAGUCACGCACACCUCACAUCUAGAGCUGCAGAGGGGAAGGCAAGUGACAGUGGCCCGGGCCUGGCUGCUUUUCCUCCAAGGCUCGCUCCCCACUUUCCGCUCUAGCCUCUUCCUGUGGGUGCGGCCUAAUGGCCGUGUGGGGCCCCUGCUGGCAGGACGGCGGCCCUCAGCCCUGAGCAUGGGUCGUGGUCAGGACCUGCUGGGGACAGUGGCUGUUAGGUACUCCGGCCACAGCCUCUGA